UAAUUUUCAAGAAGCGGCCACGCGUAUGAGCAGGACUAUAACCUAUAAGAUUGGGUUUCAUUCGGACGAAGCUGUCCAUUUUCAGUAUGGUUGCAUAAUCAUGGACAACAGUGCAUAUCUAGAUUCAGCAGAGCAACUUUACCCUGAAGAACUUCCAUCCCUUUUCAACUAUGUAACAUCCAAAAGAGUAGCUGGAUUUGAUGAUGUCGAAGACAGUAGCCCAAGGUGUCUGUGUCAGCAAACUUGGUCUUCAACGUCCUGUCCUUCACCUGAUUGUGAAUUAGCUAAAGCUUCAGCGGAGUUGGUGCUCCCAGAAGACAAGAAGUGGCCGUUCCUCCUGCGUUAUCCAAUAUCUUCAUUUGGUAUCUGCCUUGGUGUUAGUAGCCAAGCCAUCCUAUGGAAAACCCUGGCAACCUCCAAAUCCAUGAGCUUUCUCCACUUCAGCCUGACCAUCAACCUUGUCCUGUGGUGUAUCUCUGUUGCUCUUAUGGUCACUGUUUUCCUCAUCUACUUCCUGAAAGUCAUAUUUUACUUUGAAGCAGUCCGUCAUGAGUACUACCAUCCCAUCCGUGUCAAUUUCUUCUUUGCCCCAUGGAUAGCCUCUCUAUUCUUAGUUCUUGGUGUCCCAUCUUUGGUUGCCAAAAACCUUCAUGCUGCCUUCUGGUACAUUCUCAUGACUCCUAUUUUCUGUCUUGAACUUAAAAUCUAUGGUCAAUGGAUGUCGGGAGGUCAGAGAAGACUUUCAAAGGUGGCCAAUCCUUCAGAUCAUCUCGCAAUUGUUGGUAACUUUGUGGGUGCAUUGCUGGGUGCUUCUAUGGGGCUGAAAGAAGGGCCUAUCUUCUUCUUUGCUGUUGGAUUGACUCAUUACAUGAUCCUACUUGUAACCCUCUACCAGAGACUCCCAACAAGUGAGACGCUUCCGAAGGAAUUACAUCCAGUGUUCUUUCUUUUUGUUGCCCCACCCAGCGUUGCUUCUAUGGCAUGGGCACAGAUUCAAGGGGAAUUUGAUUAUGGGUCGAGGAUUGGAUACUUUAUUGCUUUGUUCCUAUAUUUCUCACUGGCUGUUCGAAUUAAUUUUUUUCGAGGUUUCAGGUUCUCACUGGCAUGGUGGGCCUACACUUUCCCAAUGACUGGGGCAUCUAUUGCCACCAUCAGGUACUCUGAUGAAGUUACAAACCCAGUAACACAGAUUCUGUCAGUUGUUCUCUCUGGCAUUUCGACCUUCACAGUAAUGGCUCUGCUCAUCACCACUAUCUUCCAUGCCUUUGUGUUGCAAGACCUCUUUCCGAAUGAUAUUGCCAUAGCCAUUUCACACAAAAGGUCAAAGACAGGCAAGAAACAAUGUCAUCUGCAACCCAUAAGUUCACAUACCAAAGACAUUGAAGCUUCUCUGAAACCAGUGACCUCCACCGGCCAAGACAUUGGAACUUCUUUGGAAUCUGCAAGCUCAGUUAGUAAAGAUUUGGAUGCUUCUUGUCAGGUUAGUGUUGAAGUAUGAUCAGGGUGAUGGCAAUUAGUAACGUAGGUGGUCAUUUGCUUAUUGGUUUAUCCCAACAAACUUUAAUUUUCUUUGACCUAUACAAACUUGUGGAUGGUCUGGGAGUUAUGGCCGAAGGUACUCUCG
Molecule: messenger RNA, 1624 nt
Organism: Telopea speciosissima
Lineage: Eukaryota; Viridiplantae; Streptophyta; Magnoliopsida; Proteales; Proteaceae
Product: S-type anion channel SLAH3-like
Exons: 5
Coding region: 26-1498 (490 amino acids)
Biological process (GO): transmembrane transport; intracellular monoatomic ion homeostasis
Cellular component (GO): membrane
Molecular function (GO): voltage-gated monoatomic anion channel activity
Source: RefSeq, a predicted model, not a curated record